UGUCGGCCGUGGCGGCAUGGGGCGGGCGGCGCUGGCCCUGUGGGCAUUGGUGGCGGGUGCUGUGUGGCGGCUGCAGCCUGCCGCGGCGGGCGGCCAGGCAGAUGCAAAAUGGAAAACGUUAACUGACCAAAUUAAGAAAGCUGUGGAAGCCUAUAAGCCAUGUGUAAAGGAGAAUUGCAGCUGUCACCAAAGUGUCUGGAAGCAGGACCUGGCUCCUUUUCGAGGCGGCAUUUCCAAGGAGAUGAUAUCCGAUGCGGUGAGCCGGAAGCUCGGAACACACUACCAAAUCAUUCAGAACAAACUGUACCGUGAGCAGGACUGCAUGUUCCCUGCAAGAUGCAGUGGAGUUGAGCAUUUCCUUUUGGGCAUCAUCAACCUCCUCCCUGACAUGGAAAUGGUGAUCAAUGUGCGAGACUACCCCCAGGUUCCCAAAUGGAUGAAACCUAUUAUCCCAGUCUUCUCCUUCAGUAAGACACUUGAAUACAAUGAUAUCAUGUACCCUGCCUGGACAUUUUGGGAAGGAGGACCAGCUGUUUGGCCAAUUUACCCAACAGGUUUAGGACGCUGGGACCUCAUGAGGGAGGACCUCAGAAGAUCUGCCGAAAAAUGGCCUUGGGAGAAAAAAAUCUCUAAAGGAUAUUUCCGAGGAUCCAGAACAAGCCCUGAGAGAGAUCCCCUCGUUCUGCUGUCCCGAGAAAACCCAGAGCUUGUUGAUGCUGAGUACACUAAAAACCAGGCUUGGAAAUCUGAAAAGGAUACCUUGGGGAAGCCUCCUGCAAAGGAAAUUCCACUGGUUGAUCACUGCAAAUACAAGUAUCUGUUUAAUUUCCGGGGAGUGGCUGCCAGUUUCCGCUUGAAACACCUUUUCUUAUGUGGUUCGCUCGUCUUUCAUGUUGGAGAAGAGUGGUUGGAGUUCUUCUACCCACAGCUGAAGCCUUGGGUCCACUACAUCCCAGUCCGGUCAGACCUCUCUAACAUCAGGGAGCUGUUGCAGUUUGUAAAGGAAAAUGAUGACAUAGCACAAGAAAUUGCAGAGAGGGGACGCCAAUUCAUCACUGAACACUUGAAGAUGGAGGAUGUCUCUUGCUACUGGGAGCAUCUGCUGUCGGAGUAUUCCCAAGCCUUGACUUACAAAGUGAAAAGGAGGAAGAGCUACGGCGAGAUCACUUCUGGAUGGCUGAAAACAGAGCUGUAGAGACUUCUCUGUUGUUCUUUUCAGCUCAAACUGAUCUUGGUAGAAAUCUGAAGAUCAGUGUAUCUUCUUUCUUGUUCCCUCAGACUUACUCUCCUUUAUGCUAGAACUACAGAGAACAGCAGUAGGUUAGCUUUGAAACUGCUCCCAUAGAGUGGGACAGGGUUAUACUGUUGCCAUAAGAAUACCCAGGAGAAAGCUGAUUGUGGCUGUUUAAUGGGAUGGUCGUGGUCAUUCCUGGAAGAGAGUGGUUAGCAUUUGGGAUGGAAUCACUGCCUGCCUCAGAAUGAUCCUAAAUCCCACUCAGUCAGUGAGAAGCCUUUCUGUUAGUUUUGCUGGACUUUUUACCAAGUCCUCUGCAUUCUUGGGCAAGGAACAGAGGUUGUCAGCUCUCUCAGCUGGGAGAUAGAUGACCCCUUUUGUUUUUAGGCAAAUGGUCAAUGUUUUUUCACCUUGGGAUAUUAAGGUGUUCUCUGACAGAAGCAGGUACUGGGAUUUAGGGUUAGCUUUUUAGAUAGCUUAGAGCUUAGGUUGAUAUGAUCUUAGAGGUUGAUGGCAAGGUUUUGAUGUGCCGUUGAAUGGAUCCUUGCACAACUAAACUACCUACCUCAUAGGGGAGCAUGCUAAGCCUGAGCAGCAAAUGGACAAACAGUUGGCAGCUGAGAUCCUUCAACAGAUGAGCUAGGUGACUGCACAGCCACGCAGAGCUGAGCCCCUGUCAACAAGGUCUCACUGGUCAGCUGGCCAGACACAUUUAACAGCCCAAAGAAAGCAUUUGCAGAGGUAGAGUCAGUUCUUUUUUCCCAGAUAGUCACAGGUUCUCUGCUGUGAUCUCCUUCUGUAAUCUUUCUAAGGCUGUUUUUGGGGGGGGUGUUUUU
Dryobates pubescens (Downy woodpecker) is the source of this 2070-nucleotide messenger RNA. It is a transcript of the gene POGLUT1, whose product is annotated as protein O-glucosyltransferase 1. Gene Ontology annotation, molecular function: UDP-glucosyltransferase activity; UDP-xylosyltransferase activity. Gene Ontology annotation, cellular component: endomembrane system. The transcript has 11 exons. Bases 17 to 1195 code for a protein of 392 amino acids. The record is from RefSeq and is a predicted model, not a curated record. Gene Ontology annotation, biological process: protein O-linked glycosylation; positive regulation of Notch signaling pathway. Lineage: Eukaryota; Metazoa; Chordata; Aves; Piciformes; Picidae.